This is a messenger RNA of Salvia hispanica, 777 nucleotides long. Its product is annotated as heavy metal-associated isoprenylated plant protein 24-like. NCBI's taxonomy places the organism in Eukaryota, Viridiplantae, Streptophyta, Magnoliopsida, Lamiales, Lamiaceae. Gene Ontology annotation, molecular function: metal ion binding. The record is from RefSeq and is a predicted model, not a curated record.
CCAUGCAACCCUCACCACAAACACGCACACACUUACACAUAUAAAAACAUCAGUUUCCCUACCUAUCCUCACACAAAUAAUAAAGCCAUCUCUCUGCACUUUUGUCUAGUGUGACCAUCACAAUUCCCACCUAUUAACUUACACUCAAACUCAAUUAAACAGCACUCCUUCAUUCAUAUAUACAAAUAUAUCUCUCUUCCACACAUACUAAUUGAAGAUGGGAGUUUCAGGAACCAUGGAAUACUUGUCUGAUCUGCUAAACAGCAAGAAGAAGAAGAAAAAGAAGCAGUUAGCCACAGUAGCUGUGAAGAUCAGAAUGGAUUGCGAUGGCUGUGCUCUCAAAGUCAAGAAAGCACUCUCCGGCGUUAAAGGUGCGAAAUCGGUGGAUGUGGACCUGAAGCAGCAGAAGGCAACGGUGUAUGGUUACGUGGAUGCUAAGAAGGUUCUAGCGGCGGCUAAGUCGACCGGAAAGAAGGCGGAGCCGUGGCCGUACGUGCCCUACACGAUGGUGGCGCAUCCGUACGUUGCCGGCGUCUAUGACAAGAAAGCUCCCCCGAAUUUCGUCAGGGCGACCACUGACCCGGAGGUGGCCGGCUUGAACCCGGUCGAGGAGCAGUAUACUCUCAUGUUUAGUGAUGAGAAUCCUAAUGCUUGCUCUAUUAUGUAGUAGCUUUUGUUCAAAGAGUAUGAAAAUUCAGUGCUACUUUUUGUAUUAAUUGUGAAUUAUGUGAUAUAUGAGCAUCUUCGUGUUUAUGUAUAAAAAUGUCAUAAACAAUA